ACAUGAACUAGCAUUUUAUAAAAAAGAACGAUUUGAUUCCAACCUAAUUAGAUUAGGUAUUUAAAUCAUUUUAUUUCUAGUUAAAAAAAUUAAGAAGUAAUUUAAAAAAACUAAAGAACAGUGGGUAAUUGUUUUUGUCAGAAUCCCUUUAAAUCUUAGAAAAGGAACAUGAAUUUGUUUUCAUUAAUAAUGAAAUUGAAAAUUCUUCAGAAAUCUAGCAAUAUGUUAUUUUUGGAAAUUUUUAAGGCAAUUAAAAUCAUAUUAAAUUUGCUAAACAUUUACUUAUUGAGAGAUUAAUAGAUUAAUUAAUUGAUUUAAAAAAUUAUGGGUAAAGGUCUUAUUUUAUUAAAGAAUCCAUCUUCCAAUGCUAAAUGAAUCAUAUUUCUAUCCUGUCAGAGAUGAAGAAUUUGAGAUAUUUCCAAAUUAUAAAAUUCAGAAACUCAUCCUUUGUAAAUUUGGUUUUGAAAAUUUACUUUAAGGUAAAGGUAAUCAAGAAUUAAUUAACAAUAAAAAUAUACCUUCAGAAAUAAAUGAAGAUAUUGAGAGAGAAUAAGCUUCAAAGAUACAAUUUAAUGAAAAAAUGACAGUUUUUGCUUUAGGUUGUAUGAUUUAUUAUAUUUUAUUCUAAUAAAAUGUACAUGACAAUAAAAGCAAUUCGUAAUCAUAGUAGCAAGCAAAUUUUAUGGAAAAUUAACAAAGUUUAUUAAGUUAAUAAAAUAUAGAAAAUAUAGAAAGUUUGGAACCUGCUUUAAAAAAAAUAAUAACAGAUUGUAUAAAGGUUUAAAAUGAAGACAGACCAACUUUAAAAGAUAUCAAAAAAGAAUAUUCAAAAAUUAUUUUUUAAUACCAGUUUUAAUUUUUAGAAAGAUUAAAAAUUCGCGAUUUAACUGAAAAAUUUGUGAAUCCUAAUGAAUAAAUUACUGGAAGACUUAUUAUAAUGGAGUUUUUAACUAAAAUAAAAUUUGUUUUAAAAUAUUUUAAAAAUAUUAAUGAUAGUUAAAAUUAUAAAACAUUGAUUAUACUGGAAUUAAUAUGUUAAGAGUAGGAUAAAUUAAAAUUAGAAAAUAAUGAAUUAAAAUUAUGGGAUUAGAAUAAUACAAAAGAUGAAAUAGAUGAAUUUAAAAUUAAAUACCUAAACAAGUAUCAAGAAAUUUUAGACUAAUUAAUAGAUAUAAUUAUGAAAGACAAUUAAAAUAUGUUAAUACUUAUAGAUUUAAAUUCAAUAAAAAAAAGAGAAUUGAAAUAAUUAAGCUCAAUAAUUCAAUAAUCUAUAAAAAUUUGUAAAAAUGAUAAUGAUUCUGAUAAUCUUAGGAAUAAAUGCUUGUAAAAUAUCAAUAAUGUUUUCGUGUAUGAGAAAUUAUUAGAACAAUUCACACCAUUAUAAAUUAAAUAAAUAGGUUAAGAAAAUAAACAAGAAUAAAUAGAUAAUGAUGAAAGGAAUUAAUGCUAUGAUAGAUAUGAUAGACUAAUAAAUAUUCUAUUUGAUGAUGAGAGUGGUUUACAUAAAGAGAUUCUUUUAACGUUGAAUUAAAAGUAAUAUAUAUGA
Molecule: messenger RNA, 1546 nt
Organism: Paramecium sonneborni
Lineage: Eukaryota; Ciliophora; Oligohymenophorea; Peniculida; Parameciidae
Source: the annotation of a GenBank genome assembly